GGAGCAGACCGCUCCUUCCGUUCCUCUCAGCACAUGUUGUGGAGCAGCAGCGGCUGUUGGAGCUGAAGAUGACGGAGAGCAAAGCGGAGAGUUCCUCCCAGAGACCCAGAGAGCUUCUGGCUCUGGACCCGGAGCAUGAGGCCGAGUUCAAGAAGAAGGUCCAGGAGGUGAAGAAGAACCGGGCCAAGAAGGGCAGCCGUCUGACUCCAGGCGUUCUCUACGUGGCUCAUCUUCCUCACGGCCUCUUCGAGCCGCAGCUCAGGUCCUACUUCGAACAGUUUGGGAAAGUCCUGCGACUCCGACUCUCCAGGAGCAAAAAGACAGGGGGCAGCAAAGGCUACGCCUUCGUGGAGUUCGAGUGUGACGAAGUCGCCAAGAUCGUCGCGGAGACCAUGAACAACUACCUGAUGGGAGAGAGGCUGAUCAAAUGUCAGCUCCUCCCCCCAGAGAAGGUCCAUGAGAAGCUGUUUGUCGGCUCCCAGCGGAUGUUCCGGCGCCCGUGCGACCCGGCGGCGGCGCGCUACAACAGGAAGCGCUCGGCGGAGCAGCUGGCCCAGAUGACCCGCCGCCUGCUGCGCAAAGAGUCCAAACUGCGGCGAAAGCUGGCGGAGCGCGGCGUCCACUACGACUUCCCGGGAUUCGCGGCCCAGCUUCCUCAGAAGACCUCCAACGACGUCAAUGUUUCUUCGUGCAGCGAGGACGCCACGCCCGUCUGCACGCCGUCUUUCCUGGAGAGGAGGAAAUCCACCAUAGUCAUCGAAGACGACGACGACGAGGAGAUCGUCAUCAACAUGCCUGCUGUGAAGGACGACGACGACGAUGAUGAUGAUGAUGAAGACUGCUUCGAGGUGGAGGGGAGUGAUGAAGAGGAGGAAGAUGAUGAUGAAGAGGAGGAGACCCAGUGAACGUCUUCAAGGUUCUGAAGACGAAUUGGACAAUGAGGGACAGUCGCAGCUCGGCCCGAUUCCACAGAACAAACCAGAACUGCCGGGACUCCGGAACCGGGCCCACUGCGGGGGGGAGGGGGGGUGCGGCUGGAUCGGAACCGGGCCCACUGUGGGGGGGGUCCAGCUGGAUCAGAACCGGGCCCAGCAGCAGCGCGGUCCCGCUCCCGUUUCCGCUUUUAUUAUUACCCCAAAUUUAUUUCCACCAUUGAAGAAUUUCCCCAGGAGUCCAGCAGGGGGCGGUACCGGCCCGGAGGACAUGAAGCCGGAUGGCGCCGGUCGGUCCAGAACCGUCGAUGGUUUGAUCAGAACCUCUGAGUCCAUCAGAACCCGUCCAAAUGGACCAGAACCUUUAAUGAAGAGGAAACAAACAGCAGCAGCAAAGUGUUUAACCUGCAGACUGAGGCUGAUGUUAAUAAAAGCCUUUUCACUCAACCUUUUCUUCCAUUCUUUACUAAAACUAUAUUUUUAUUUUUUUCAAAGUUGUAAUUAUUGAAGGUUUUCUUUCCCAUUUCCUCUUUAGAAAAUGUUGAUUUGUCAAAGUAAACAUUUUCGCUAAGAUAUUUUGAUUUUGCAUUUCUGACCAAACUAUUACAUCAUUGGAGGCUGUGGAGAAAUGAGCCGUCGCACCGACAAGAGACUUAUAAAACGAGCUCAGAAAUAAGUAAAAAUGUCUUGAAGUUUAUUUAUCCUUGAUUUGAAUCGGUAAAAGAGAUAAUUUGCCAAUAGAAUUCAUAUUUUUACUCUUAAGAUAAUUUGAUAAAAUGCAGUUGAAAUAAGACGAUGUGUGUUUUUCUU
Cyprinodon variegatus (sheepshead minnow) is the source of this 1742-nucleotide messenger RNA. It is a transcript of the gene nifk, whose product is annotated as nucleolar protein interacting with the FHA domain of MKI67. The record is from RefSeq and is a predicted model, not a curated record. Gene Ontology annotation, molecular function: RNA binding. Lineage: Eukaryota; Metazoa; Chordata; Actinopteri; Cyprinodontiformes; Cyprinodontidae. The coding region runs from base 69 to 905 and encodes 278 amino acids. The transcript is spliced from 6 exons. Gene Ontology annotation, biological process: maturation of LSU-rRNA from tricistronic rRNA transcript (SSU-rRNA, 5.8S rRNA, LSU-rRNA). Gene Ontology annotation, cellular component: nucleolus.